Mirounga angustirostris (Northern elephant seal) is the source of this 4622-nucleotide messenger RNA. RefSeq names its product zinc finger protein 365 (gene ZNF365). Bases 690 to 1913 code for a protein of 407 amino acids. Gene Ontology annotation, biological process: regulation of double-strand break repair via homologous recombination; regulation of DNA strand resection involved in replication fork processing; telomere maintenance. The transcript is spliced from 5 exons. NCBI's taxonomy places the organism in Eukaryota, Metazoa, Chordata, Mammalia, Carnivora, Phocidae. The record is from RefSeq and is a predicted model, not a curated record.
CUAGAUUUAGCUAAGCCGGUUAACUUAGCACCAGGAUGCUCGGCUGGUGGGGCUAGAGUAGACGCUAGGUUAUUUUGGGACAUCCUCGGCCCCGCUGCUUAAGAUGAGGAGGUCCUAAAAUGAACACCCGGACCUUCCUGCCGGCAGAUUAGCGAAGCCACCCAGCCGCGCCUCAUCCUCACCCACACUCUCCCGCUCCCCAGUAACUGCAAAGUGCAAAAGAGCUGGCCAGGGCCUGCAGAAAGCGCAGCGCCUCCGAGCCUGGCACGCUUUUCCCCUUCCCUCCCCCGGGCAGCGAGCCCAGCGGCCCCCCGGGUGAUGUCAGUGGGAUCCUGAGCCCCAUCCCGCUUCACGGCUGGGGGCGGGCAGACGGUGCUCCCCCACGCUGGGCAGAGCGGGGUGUCGCUCGCGGGGCCGCUGGCGCCCCAGGCCUCCCCCGCCCCGGGGCGGUCGCUCUCGGGCGCCGGGGUCCCCCGCAGCCGCGCGCGCCGACCCCGCCGGCCCGCGCCACGCUCCGCCUUGGACGCCGCGGGUCCCGGCGCGGGGGUGCGCGGGGGGUGGGAGCGGGCGCGGGCUCAGCCUGAUUUACGGCUCUGCUGAAAACCGCUUUGCUCCCGCAGCAGUAGCACCGGCCGCCGCGGCAGCAGCAGCGGCUGCAGCUGCAGCAACAAGUCGGGACCUGAAGAGUAAUGCAACAGCAGGCUUUUGAGGCAAGCAGAUACCCCUGGCAGGAGUCCUUCCAGAAUGUUGCCGUGUGCCUGCCGUUCCGCUGCCCGAGGUGUGGAGACCAUACCAGGUUUAGAAGUCUGUCCUCGUUGAGGGCCCAUCUGGAAUUCAGUCACAGCUACCAGGAAAGAACCCUCCUGACCAAAUGCAGCCUCUUCCCAUCCCUCAAAGACACAGACCUAGUCACUGCCUCAGAACCCCUGAAACAGGGAAAACUGCAGGGUACGGGCCACGUGGUGAAGCAGAAACCCAGCUAUGUGAACUUAUACAGCAUUUCGCACGAACACUCCAAGGACAGGAAGCCAUUCGAGGUGGUGGCCGAGCGGCCCGUGUCCUAUGUGCAGACCUACACAGCGCUGGACCUGCGUGCAGACUCGCUGGAGGGGCCGCGCUCCAGUCCCGGACUGCCCACCUCGGACACCAAAGCCGCUUUCGAGGCCCACAUCCGAGAAAAAUUCAACCGGAUGGUCGAGGCCGUGGACAGGACCAUCGAGAAGAGAAUCGAUAAACUCACCAAAGAGUUGGCCCAGAAAACGGCCGAACUGUUGGAAGUUCGGGCGGCCUUUGUGCAGCUGACGCAGAAAAAGCAGGAGGUGCAGAGGCGAGAGCGGGCCCUGAACCGCCAGGUGGAUGUGGCGGUGGAGAUGAUCGCUGCGCUCAGGCAGCGCCUGAGCGAGUCCGAGGAGGAGCUGCUCCGGAAGGAAGAAGAAGUUGUUACAUUCAACCAUUUCCUGGAAGCAGCAGCUGAGAAGGAGGUCCAAGGGAAAGCCCGGCUCCAGGACUUUAUUGAGAAUCUGUUGCAACGGGUAGAACUGGCAGAAAAGCAGUUAGAGUACUAUCAAAGCCAGCAGGCUGCUGGCCUCUGCCGAGACAUCAGUGAGCACGUGCUUACAGAUAUCUUCUCAAAUAGGAAACCCAAAUGCCUAAGUAGAGGGCAUCCACAUCCUGUGUGUAACCACGCUGAUCUCAAGACCCAUUUUCAUCCAAAAGGAAGGAGCUACCUGAGAAAAGCCAAGGAUGACAGAGCCAGCAUGCAGCCUGCUAAAUCCAUUCACGAACAGGCUGAGUCCCCAAGAGAACUCUGCAGACCAUCGAAGAAAGGGGAGCCUCUGGGGUUUAGCCGGAAAGGCAACAUCAGGCCCAAAAUGGCCAAAAAAAAGCCAACAGCAAUUGUGAACAUCAUCUAAAAGGGUGGUGGCCCUGGACUAUCAUUGCCGGGCUUUGCAGAAUGUUAUUCUGGGGGCCAACAAUAAUGCCCUUUGGGAUACAUCUCAUAGUAAGACACGUUGGAAAAAAGAAGGGCAUAAUACAUUUAUUUCGUGGCCAUUCAGGCACCUGGAUUAACCAGAAUUUAACAAACGGGAAUCUCGGGGAACCAGAAAUUUAUUACAGGCCCCUUUUAGAAGCAAGAGGCAGAUUACAGAAAGAAUUGAAAAAAAAAAAAAUGAAAACAGUCUUAUUCCAAAAUUUUAGUUAAAAGAAAGCUCCAACUUGUAAAAUAAAUAGACCACUCUCCAAUAGUGUCUGCAUCUGGGGUUCUGUGUGGGGGUGAUUCAGCCGACGCCCAAGGCCACACAAGAUGUCAGGCACUAGGAAGAAAGUCUUCUGUGUCCACUGCUCUCUAAAUUGUGGGGCAAAGAAUGGGAAUGCAAAGUUCUCUUAAUGGCAGUGAAAUAGUAAUAUUUUUAUUUGUUUUUAACUUUGCCCUCCAUUAAUUUGAAAGCUUCCAAAAAUAAGGAUUCCUGUUUCCCCAAGUAUUCUGGUUAAUCAAUAUUUCAACGUUUGGGUUGCUUCCAGGACUCAUCUCGUUAGACUUCAGUUUUCAUUUCCAGUUUGUUCGAUUCAGGUUUGUUGUUUCCCUGGAUGCGUGUUUAUUCUGACUUUGGGGCGCCUCUGCUCUCUCCUUUGGCUGAGCGUUCUGCACCCCGAGACCAAGCUGCAGCCUCUGUCUUCAAAGCCAUUAGUGUUGUCUGUGGUUGGGACGGAAAACCCCAUCAAAACCUUAUAGCCAUGAAACUCUUUGAUCAGUUCCCAUCACAGUUCCGGGUCUGAAGGGCUGGAGCAGCCCCAGAUGGCACGUCUCGUGCAUCGUGAGCCGGGGCCUGGCAACACUGCAGACCUUCCUCAGCCCUUUCCUGCUGCCCUGGUAAUAGCAGUGGCCGCUGGGGGCUCUGGGCAUGCUGUCCCCUUGCUGGCCUCCCUUUUCCACCUCCCGCUGCUUCUGUGCCCUUUGAUGAUUAAAUAUACGUCCUUACCUUCCAAGCAGGUGUUUGAAGCGUUCACUGGACACUGCUUUCUAAAGUAGUUUCUGAAACAAACAGUGCAUGUGGGAUCCACAGUCUGAGACUGUCCUCUCCCUCCCAAAAAAAAGCCUUCAAUUCCAUAAAGAACCAUCUGUUAAGAACCUCCUGCUUUAUGGUUCUCAUCAAGAAUGAAUUUCCAUGUUACUUUUUUUUUUUUUUAAUGUUAACAAUAUCAUCAGGUCUUCUACAGAGUUUACAAGUGCUGACAUCCUUCUGGAAAAAAGAGUAGUUAUGUCCACAAAUGUAUACAUAUACAUAUAUAUAUAUAACACAAAAUAUAUAUGUCAGGUAUAUUAAUAAUUUAUUUUUAAAUACUCAGCAAAAGGUGUGUGUUUGUAGUGGGUGGUUUUUAAACUAUAUACAUUAGUUCAUGUAAGCUGAAUUCUCUUAUUUUGAAAAUUAAAAGUGUAACCUAAUUAACAUUAGUAGAAUAAUUGUUAUUGCAAUAAACAUCAGAUUAGCAAUGCAUUAAAAAUAGGUAUAAUGCAGUUACUUAAAUUGCCAGUAAGUUGAAAAGUGUAACUUAUCAUUAUACAAAUAUUUUUAACCUAUCAUCGUGAAAACGUUGAUUUUUGAACCUUCACUUUGACAUCUGGCUCACGGGGGUGGGCCAUUCAUCUGGUGUAUAGGCAACUAUCAAGUGGGAAAAAACAUUGCUGUGAAGUGAAUAUCACUGUUUAGGCUAACAUUGUAAAAAUUGUAGUGUUACAAUUAUUGUUUAUUUGGAGACUUAAUCUCCUCCAAAGUUAUUUAUUAUUGAUGUUUAUACCAUGAUUGCACUCUAGCCUUUUACAUACUAAAAAAUUGAUUUGUUGGUUGUAUUGCAUGCCCUUUGUCCUGUAACACGUGUGUGCAAUGACAACAACUUGUUUUUAAAGGUGGUAGAGCCAGAUUUUUUUCGUUUUAUUUAACGUAACCUACAUUUUCAGUUUUUAUUUAAUAUGCCUACAGGGCAUGACAGCUCUCUUUGACAGUGGUACUCGGUUAUCUUCAGAAAGCACCAUAAUGUCAUAUCUACUCUACAUACAUUACACAAGACAAAUGAUUUUAAGAUUUAUUAUAUUAAAAAAUUCUUUUUAAUUCCAACUCAAUUCUGACCGUCAUACAAGGAAAUGCAUUAUAUAUGUUGUGCUUCCUUAGAGACGUAAAUUUGCUGUUGAAACAUGGGAGCUGGCUCACUCUAAGGGAUAGUUCACUUACAUGCCAUGGCCUGGGCCAUGUACCAUGUCCCACUUGGGUCUUAUUUUUAAAUAUAUAUAUUUUGUCCACAUGGGCAUUCAACCUGUGAGUUGAUUUUUGGAGAAAUUACCAAAGUUUCUGGGAAAACAUGUUCAAGGCUAUGCUGAAGAAUGGAUCUAAUUUUAUUAUUUGUUUUGUAAGGAAGAAAUUUUUCUUUGAAGUGGGCUUUCAUUCUUUUAUUCCCAAACUAGGUUAUAGAUUUUCAACUGCAAAGUUCAGGUUGCUUAGACACUGUUUUCCAGCAUUCUGCAGGGUAGAUCACUUGUAUGGAAAUUGGAAUUUUCUUUUCCCAGAAUUCAAAAGAAAAACUUUUUAGAUUAUGAAAUAAAUAUAAUAAUAAAGCUAUAUUUAUGA